Messenger RNA from Globicephala melas (long-finned pilot whale), 975 nucleotides. Its product is annotated as olfactory receptor 7G1-like. Gene Ontology annotation, cellular component: plasma membrane. Gene Ontology annotation, biological process: G protein-coupled receptor signaling pathway. Gene Ontology annotation, molecular function: olfactory receptor activity; G protein-coupled receptor activity. Lineage: Eukaryota; Metazoa; Chordata; Mammalia; Artiodactyla; Delphinidae. The record is from RefSeq and is a predicted model, not a curated record.
AUGGAACCCAGAAACCAAACAGAUGUUGCAGAAUUUCUUCUCGUGAGACUGACAGAGGAUCCAGAACCGAAGACCACUUUCUUCAAACUGUUCCUGUCCGUGUACCUGAUCACCAUCCUGGGAAACCUUCUCAUCAUCUAGGCUGUCAUCUCUGACUUCCAACUCCACACUCCCAUGUACUUCUUUCUCUCCAAUCUGUCCUUUACUGACAUCUGUUUCAGCACCACCAUGAUCCCAAAGAUCCUGGAGAACAUCCAAGCACAGAAUCAGAGCAUCACGUAUAGAGGCUGCCUCACCCAGAUCAGCUUUGUUCCGACUUUUGUUUGCUGGGAAAAUUUUCUCCUUUUAGUAAUAAUGGCCUACGAUCGUUAUGUGGCUAUUUGUCACCCACUGAGAUACACAGUCAGCAUGAACCCCCGCCUCUGUGUUCAGCUGAUUCUACUCUCCUUGUUCAUUAGCAUUGCAGAUGCCCUGUUCCAUAGUCUGAUGGUGCUGCAACUGUCCUUUUGCACAGACCUGGAAAUCUCCCUCUUCUGUGAAGUUGUUCAGGUCAUCAAACUUGCAUGUUCUGAUACCCUCAUCAAUAACAUCCUGGUAUAUUUUGCAGCUGGCAUAUUUGCUGGUGUUCCUCUUUCUGGAAUCAUUUUCUCGUAUAUUCAAAUUGUUUCCUCCAUUUUGAAAAUGCCCUCAUCAGGCAGAAAGUAGAAAGCUUUUUCUACCUGUGGGUCUCACCUCUCAGUGGUUUCCUUUUUCUAUGGGACAGCUUUUGGGGUGUACAUUAGUUCGGCAGUUACUGACUCUUCCAGGAAGACUGCAGUGGCUUCACUGAUGUACACUGUGGUCGCUCCUGUGAUGCACCCCUUCAUCUACAGCCUGAGGAACAGAGACAUGAAGGGAGUUUUGAGGAAACUUAUUGGUAGAGUAUUUCUUUUCUGUGAUUGUGUCAUCCGAUUUGGGAUGGGUUCACUAGAAUGA